Molecule: messenger RNA, 1447 nt
Organism: Ylistrum balloti
Lineage: Eukaryota; Metazoa; Mollusca; Bivalvia; Pectinida; Pectinidae
Product: insulinoma-associated protein 1a-like
Exons: 1
Coding region: 1-1440 (479 amino acids)
Biological process (GO): regulation of cell cycle process; neuron differentiation; negative regulation of transcription by RNA polymerase II
Cellular component (GO): nucleus; transcription repressor complex
Molecular function (GO): RNA polymerase II cis-regulatory region sequence-specific DNA binding; DNA-binding transcription repressor activity, RNA polymerase II-specific
Source: RefSeq, a predicted model, not a curated record
AUGCCUAGAGGAUUCCUAGUCAAGAGAACAAAACAUUCUAACGCUAUAUCAUAUAGACAGCGUCGAAACUCCGAAGAAGAUGCUGAGCGUUAUGAAAGUGGCUCAGAUCACGAAGCUCCCGUAAUUACUAAAUUUGGAUCUCCGGAUUCGGGGUACUCCGUGAGUCCAGUAAACCUCAUCAUCCGGGAAAAUCCGGAUAACAUCCAGGUUAAUAUCAAAGACGAGGAAAACAACAAUAAUAUUAAUAACAAUAAGAAAAACGUCAACGAGAAGGAUUUUGUGAGUUUCUCGCCAGCAUCGUCACCACUGACUGUAAGUACCACCGCCUCAUCUUACCCAUCGCCAUUUUAUUAUGCCACAUUUGACAAGCUGAGUGUGUCAAACUUUUCGCCAAAUAAUCAAAACUGGAACUUGAAUGUUAAUCAGAGGGAAUCGCAAGUGGCGUCUUCAUCCCAACAAAAUAGUCCAAACAAACGCAGAGGAAAUAAUGAUAACGAUGCUAAGGUGCCCAAGAAAUCCAAAGCCAUAAGGAAGAUAAACUUUGACGAGGACAAGUCGUCGCCCGUCUCUGGUUGUAUCAUCAAGGACAUUUCUGACGGAGAGGAGGAGGGAAAGGUUGUAUACGGAGACAUUGACAGCAGCUUCAACUAUGUGGAGGCUACACCGGAGGCGCGUGCAGAAUUGGACAAAAUCGUUAACAAAAUUGGUGACUAUGUUUGUCAACUCUGUAAAGAAUUUUACUCCGAUGCCUUUAAGCUCGCACAACAUAGAUGUUCUCGUAUCGUGCACGUGGAAUACAGGUGCCCUGAAUGUGACAAGGUAUUUAGCUGCCCUGCCAAUUUAGCGUCCCACCGCCGUUGGCACAAACCCAGGCCCGUCAACAACAACAAACCCAACUAUCAGGCACCGAUUCUCCCAGCGAAACCAGAUUUGAGUAACGUGAACGACAACGCUGACAUUAACAAUUUGUCUGAAAGUGUUGAAAAUGGUAACGUAUUGUCAAUGACAGUUGGUGACCUUCGCGCCUCGCCUUCUAUUGACGGACAGUAUGAGUGCGAAACGUGUGGGAAGAAGUUUCGUCGCCAGGCCUAUCUUCGGAAGCACGUGCUCAACCACGCCAACGACCGACAAACAAACUGUAAGUUCUGCCAAAAAUCAUUUCCUAAUGAUGCGCUAAAAACCAAACAUGAACUUUUACAUUUGAAUAACAAUAACAACAAAGAACUGUGCUGCAAUGUAUGUAAGAUGUUUUUUCCUAAUAAGGUAAUGCUAGAGAAACACGUACGCACGCACACGUGUGAAGUGUUUAACUGUAAAUAUUGUUCCAGCACUUUUUACAGUUCUCCAGGACUGACUCGUCACAUUAACAAAUGUCAUCCCUCCGAGAACAGGCAAGUUAUUCUACUUCAGUUUCCACCUUCAGUAAAUCGUCCAAAUUAAUGUAUCU